Galeopterus variegatus (Sunda flying lemur) is the source of this 645-nucleotide messenger RNA. RefSeq names its product glycoprotein integral membrane 1 (gene GINM1). The record is from RefSeq and is a predicted model, not a curated record. The transcript has 6 exons. The annotation marks the transcript as partial. NCBI's taxonomy places the organism in Eukaryota, Metazoa, Chordata, Mammalia, Dermoptera, Cynocephalidae.
AUGAAUAUGGAAGUCAGUAAUGAGUGGCUUGUGGGGCUUUCUAAGGAUGGCAUCAGAAUUAAUGUAACCACCCUGAAAAAUGAUGGGGAGGUAUCUAAAGAACAGGUUGUUCUUAACAUAACCUAUGAGAAUGGACAGGUAUAUGUAAAUGACUUCCCUGUAAGUAGUGGUGUAACCCGAAUAAGCUGUCAGACUUUGAUAGAGAAAAAUGAAAAUCUGGAAAAUUUGGAGGAAAAAGAAUAUUUUGGAAUUAUCAGUGUAAGGAUUUUAGUUCAUGAGUGGCCUAUGACAUCUGGUUCCAGUUUGCAACUAAUUGUCAUUCAAGAAGAAGUAGUAGAGAUUGAUGGAAAACAAGCUCAACAAAAGGAUGUUAUUGAAAUUGAUAUGUUAGUUAAGAACCAGGGAAUACUUAGACAGUCACACUACGCCCUUCCUUUGGAAGAAAGCAUGCUGUACUCUAUUUCUCGAGAAAAUGACAUUUUAUUUACCCUUCCCAACCUCUCCAAAAAAGUAGAAAGUAUGAGUUCAUUGCAGACCACCAGCCAGUAUCUUAUCAGAAAUGUGGAAACCACUGUAGAUGAGGACGCUUUACCUGGAAAAUUACCAGAAACUCCUCUUAGAGCAGAACCUCCAUCUUCAUAUAAG